AUAGACGUUCCGGCCGUUUUACCGUCAGAUGGUACAUCGCAAUUUGAUGAUGCAACCUUAAAAGGUAAGAAUAACAGUUAAAAUAAACACAACCUAUUCAAUAAGGUAUGGUUAUCAAAUCAAUGAGGGUUACGCAAUCCUUUUAAGAGAGGCGCACAAAGGGACCUGUACCGCUUAGUGAUCAUGUAACAGGAAAAAUGCAGACAAAUUUUGCAUGUCAACAAAAUUACUUCAAUAUUUGACAGCCAGUUAAACUGCUGCUCUCCCGGAUAUUUAAUCCAUCUGCAUAUGUCUGGCUGCUAUUUUGUGUAUCCCUAUUGAGUUAUGUUCUAUAUCAUGGAUGUUUUCUGCUUUUUUGUUAGCGAUGACGGAGGUGUACUUGAAAGAAGGUGACAACGAGUACAGCAAAGGAGAAACCAACAAUGCAGUACACUUUUAUUCGGAGGGACUGCAAGUGAACUGCAAAGAUGUCAAACUAAACGCCAAACUCUAUAGCAACAGAGCAGCAGCUCAGCUCCUUCUGGGUAAGAAUUAAUCAAUUGUUCCAGUUUUGUAUCCAUUUUGAUAGGGAAUGAUUAUAAUUAAUCAUCUACAGUUCGAAUGGUGUGCGUGAAGGAAAACUUUUGCCGCGUUUGCAGCAACCUCAAGGUAAUAUGGGAAGGUAGCGCUGGCAUGACUGGGACAGGCUCAAUGCACGGCCCCGUCACCAACAUCACUCGUUCUGGCCGAUUUUCUAUUCGUCAGCUGGCUAUUUAAAAAAUGGGAUAAAAUCUGACACUAAAAAUUGUGAACCUAAAACUAGCCAAUCAGAUAUAUGAAAAUCAGGUCGAAAAUAGACAGACUGAAAGACUGAAAGACCUUUUCGCUAAUUUGGCUACUUGCCCAGCAGUAAGAAAACAUUAUUAGCUGCUACGUUUAAAGUAGACUCCAAUUCUGAAAGUUGAGAAUUUGUACUUCCGUACUCAUAUGAAAUUGUUUUGUUAGGAAAUUUUCAAGAAGCUUUGGAUGAUGCUACAUUGUCUGCUCAAUUGGCACCAACUUUCAUCGAAGCAAUAGAAAUCGGUAAGUUCUAGACAUUUCCUGAGACAUGCAAGAACUGUCUCCGAGGAUGACCAAAAGGUUGGACUUCUGACCAGUUGAUCGUUCAGGAGUAAAGCUUGUGCUGGGGUUCCACAUUGUCUGAUCUCCUUAAUCGUUCCACAGUCUAGUUGUAUUAGCUUAAUUUCGACUUUGCUUUUGACUGACCCUCUACCAAAAGCACAAUGAAAAUUCAAAAGUAAUCCUCCUACUCUCAGAGUGUUCUAGAUUAAGUUGUAAGUUCUGAUAGUUUCAUAAAAAAGCUACUAUAUCGUCACAUUUAUUACAUAAACUGCGAUGUUUUACAAGGAUUUCCAGGCCUAAGAAAUGUUUUAACAGCACACGUGUAAAAUUACGAUAAGCCUUAUCGCCCACGCACUUUACGACUUUUCUUCCAGGAUCGAGGAUCCUUUUUUUAUUCGUUGAUAAAGUCGACUUUUCUUGUCAAUGAAGACUAUUAUGUCUAUAUAACAAACAAAACAAUACAUGGUUACUUGUAGAAAUGGAACUUCUCUUCGACUGUUCAACCCGAUAUCUCACUCUUCCCUUGUUCUCACUCGUGAGCUAUCGCGUUGACCACUCGAAGAGAAAUUCCAUAUCUACGCGCGCCCAUGUACAAUUCUCACUCGAUUCUAGUAAAUUUACUCUGAUUGCGCACAUUGCGAGACAUCACUAAAGUUAAUAUUUGUGAGAUUAAAAUAGAAGUACAAAUUGAGGUGUUUUAGUAUCUGCAGUGGGAAAAAUGAUCUUCCUUGAUACAAUUUUUUUCAAUUUCUUUUAGGGGCCAGUGCAUGUGUACAGCAACACAUGUAUCAAGAAGCUAUAACUUGGUGUCAGAAAGGAUUGGCAGUAUCCUUUGACGAAUGUAGAAAAAGCCAAUAGUGCUAUGGAGAUUUCUCUCAUUUAAUUACUCAUGUCAAAAAGCGAAAAGUAGGCAGUUCCCAUAUCUUGUUGACCCUGAUAAAUAUACGAAUUCAAGAAACCGGGCGACUUGUCAUGUAAAUGGCCAACAACAUCAGAAAUCAUCUUAAACAUUACUGAGUUCAAACGUUUACCUGAAUGAUGCCCGUAAUUAUAUCACCUUUUACCAUAACACUUAAUAGGUGCCAAACAACUCCAAAUUCCUAUCAAACCUCAUGUCUAAAAACAAAGUUCUGUAAUUCCUUUCCUCUCAUGUCCUAUCACUGGAGUUAAAACCGUCUGCUUGCGCCAUUGGCAGUGUCAUUGCCAGCUCCAGUCACCGCAAGUAUGCGGAGUCAGGUGCACAUUUACAUGUAAGCUUAUAUAUUCGUUAACACAACUGAUCUAGGCCAUGAGAAUUAAGUGCACAAUUUUUGUCUAACCUCCUAUUCCACUUUGGGCAAAAAUACAUCCGAGUUAUAAACUCUAGUUCGUCGCUUUAAUAUGUUGCCUAAGUAAAAUAAAGGAUGUUGAUGUACAGGGAGAGUUUUUUUUAAGGAUUUGUCUAAUUGGGCUUACAUUGAAUACGUGUAAAUAUGCAGCUGACUCCACACACUUGCAGUGCACCGGCGGUUGAAGUACUAAUGGCGUUCACGUAUGCUUGCAGUGCUUCUUGCGCUAGCAGUGGUGCUGGAAGUGAUGAUGACGAUGGCUGCUGCUGCUGCUAUUUCUGCUUCUUUCCUCCUCACCACUACUGAUAAAAGAAGCAGUAGAGGUAGUUAUAGAUGUAUUUGUAUUACUUUUAGCUCUUGUGGCCAAUUUUCAUCGCACCGGAUUGAAUGCUGGCGUGGACCGAGUUUGAAAUUAUAGUGUAAACAGAACUGACCUAAAACUCUUUAGAAGGCAAAUUCUUUGACUUGACGCUUUGAAGAUUAACAAUAACAAUAAGAAGUUACUUGAUUUGUGGACCGAGUGUUAUAAACAACUAACUGGCAUAGAUGAAACGAGAAUUAAUCAGGAAAUUAACACUAACCGUGACAACAACAAAGCGAAAAUCGAGGUAAGAGAACGUUUACGACUUUAAAAUUAAUCGAAAACCAAGAGUUAACGCGGAGAGGGAGCCUCGAUUAGCGUGAUUCCAUGUAGGACAGACCAGCUCAAUUUUUCUGUAGAUAUAUAUAUAUAAGAAGGCAGUUGUUAUGUUUGUGAUACCUAGAGUAUGUUUAAAAUCUAAGACGGUCGUGCAGUUGUGUUUCGCUGAGCGCUGUUCACAUAUUUUUUUCACUCUGAUAUUGUAUAUUAUCUAUUUAUCAUUAUGAAUUUAUUUAAGCAAUUUUCUUAGACUCUGAAGGUAAGUUUUUGCCUAACUUCAAAGAUAUUAUCAUUUGUAAGCCUCGAAUAACAACCCCUUGGUCAAAACAAUUUUCAUUUCUUUAGAGAAGAGGCGUAAGGAAAAAUGUCCUCUGUCCACACCCAGCUGGCUUGGUUACAUAAAUUGAGUAGCACCACACGCAAGUCUGGCCCAUAUAAUAGGCCAUCGAGAAACGUAAUUAAGGAUAAGUAAGCCAAGGGGAUAAAAGGUAGUCAAACAAUUUCAAUAUUUCUAACUUUAAACCUUAGGAUAUACAAAUCAACGAUCAGCUACCUCAAGCAGCUGUCCAAAAGAUCCUCCACUAUGCGAAAAUUUUGCAUUUUUCUAUUGAAGUGGGGGACAAAGCUGGAGAGGGGGGGAGUUCCUGCAGUCUCGGCAAUGCUUAUUACAGCAUAGGUGAUUUCAAAAGAGCCAUCCAGUAUUAUGAACGUCAUCUAAAAAUUGCCAAAGAAUUGGGAGCCAAGGCCGAAGAGGGAAAGAGUUACUGCAAUCUCGGCAAUGCUUAUCAUAGCCUAGGAGAUUUCGAAAGAGCCAUCCAGUAUCAUGAACGUCAUCUAAAAAUUGCCAAAGAAGUGGGAGACAAGGCUGGAGAGGGUAAGAGCUACAGCAAUCUUGGCAUUGCUUAUCGUACCCAAGGAAAUUUCGAAAAGGCUAUCCUGCAUCAUGAACGUCAUUUAACAAUUUCCAAAGAAGUGGGAGACAAGGCUGGAGAGGGAAGCAGUUACGGGAAUCUCGGCAGUGCUUAUCAUAGCCAAGGAGAUUUCAAAAGAGCCAUCCAGUAUCAUAAAUGUCAUCUAACAAUUGCCAAAGAAGUGGGAGACAAGGCUGGUGAGGGAAGGAGUUACGGGAAUCUCGGCAAUGCCUAUGAUAGGCUAGGAGACCUCGAAACAGCCAUCCAGUAUCAUGAACGUUCUCUAAAAAUUGCCAAAGAAGUGGGAGACAAGGCUGGAGAGGGAAAGGGUUACUGCAAUCUCGGCAAUGCUUAUCGUAGCCUGGGAGAUUUCGAAAAGGCCAUCCAGUAUCAUGAACGUGACCUAAAAAUUGCCAAAGAAGUGGGAGACAAGGCUGGAGAGGGAAGUAGUUACGGGAAUCUUGGCAAUGCUUAUGAUUGCCUAGGAGACUUCGAAAGAGCCAUCCAGUAUCAUGAACGUCAUCUAGAAAUUGUCAAAGAAGUGGGAGACAAGGCUGGAGAGGGAAAGGGUUACUGCAAUCUCGGCAAUGCUUAUCAUAGCCUUGGAGAUUUCAAAAGAGCCACCCAGUAUCAUAAACAUCAUCUAAAAAUUGCCCAAGAAGUGGGAGACAAGGCUGGAGAGGGAAGUAGUUACUGCAAUCUCGGCAAUGCUUAUCAUAGGCUAGAAGAUUUCGAAAAAGCCAUUCAGCAUCAUGAACGUCAUCUAGAAAUUGCCAAAGAAGUGGGAGACAAGGCUGGAGAGGGAAAGGGUUACUGCAAUCUCGGCAAUGCUUAUCAUAGCCUAGGAGAUUUCAAAAGAGCCAUCCAGUAUCAUAAACAUCAUCUAAAAAUUGCCCAAGAAGUGGGAGACAAGGCUGGAGAGGGAAGGAGUUACUGCAAUCUCGGCAAUGCUUAUCAUAGGCUAGAAGAUUUCAAAACAGCCAUACAGUAUCAUGAACGUUCUCUAAAAAUUGCCAAAGAAGUGGGAGACAAGGCUGAAGAGGGAAGGAGUUACUACAAUCUCGGCAAUGCUUAUUGGGGGUUGGGAGAUCUAGAAAGAGCUGUCAGCUUGUCUCGUUGUUGCGUGCUAAUUUUUGAUGCUAUCCGAGCCAAUCUGCGGUUCAGAGAUGAUUGGAAGAUUAGCUACCGCGACAUGCAAAGAAAUGCAUAUACUUGUUUGUGGCGUCUUCAUUUAAAACAAAAUCAAAUUUUGGAUGCGCUUCUAUCUGCUGAACAAGGACAUGCACAGGCUCUUAAUGAUCUGAUUUGUUUUAGGUAUGGGUCGGGAGGAAUACAGCCUCGGCCUCACACUCCAGGGAAUUUUGAUCUUGAGCUCCUUGCAAGCUGUGCUGUUUCAAAUACAGUUUUCAUGGCUGUAGAUGAUAAGGAACGCAAGAUAUUCUACUGGUUUAUUAACAGCUUUCAAGAUAUUCAAUUGAGAAGUACUGAGAUAAGUAAUUAUGGCUCGUUCAAAGAUGUCAAUACCUUAAUUGGAAGCUUAAUGAACACAGCAUCAAGAUCGUUUAAAAGAGGUGUAAUUAAAUGCGAAGAUCGCUCUCUUGAUGAGCCCUGCACUGAAGAAUUAGUGAAGAAAAGGUCAGGUCAUGCUUAUUUCUCUUCUGAAUGCUCACCGAAAGCUGCCUUGAGGAUGUUGUAUGACGUUAUCGUUGAGCCGAUUGGUGAUCUCAUCAAUGGCAAUGAAAUUAUCUUUGUUCCCGAGAGUUCAUUGUGGUCAGUCCCUUUUGCUGCAUUGAUGGAUCACGAGUCAAAUUAUUUGUGUGACUCUUUCCGAGUUCGAACGAUUCCAUCCCUGACUACUUUGAAGCUGAUAAAUGAUUACCCAGACGACUUCCAAUAUAAGAAAAGUGCUUUACUCGUGGGUGAUCCAUGUUUGGAGGGGGUUCUUUUCGAGGGGAGGAAGCUCGAUCCACUGCCAUGUGCGAGAGAAGAAGUUGAGAUAAUCGGGAGAAUCAUUGGCGCCGAUCCUCUUAUUGGUGAAGAAGCCAAAAAAGAUGAAGUGUUGAGGCGACUUCCCUCUUUUGCCUUGGUACACUUUGCUGCACAUGGCCGAAUGGAAACAGGCGAAAUUGCCUUAGCGCCACGAAGUACUUGCUCAUCACAGCCCUUUGUUAAGGCAGAGGAUUGUAUUCUAACAAUGAAAGAUGUGUUGGAUAUUCGGAUACGAGCGAGGCUGGUUGUGUUAAGUUGUUGUCAUAGCGGUCGUGGAGAGAUAAAGGCUGAGGGAGUUGUUGGAAUUGCAAGAGCGUUUUUGGGUGCCGGCGCUCGCUCUGUUCUCGUGUCACUGUGGGCUAUUGAUGACGAGGCUACUCUUGUGUUUAUGAAACAUUUCUAUGAAGAACUGGUUACUGGAAAGCUUGCAAGUGAAGCUCUUAACCAAGCUAUGAAGAGCAUGAAAGAUUCUGAAGAGUUCAGCGAUGUGAAGUACUGGGCACCCUUUGUACUCAUUGGGGAUGACGUCACGCUGGAAUGA
This is a messenger RNA of Pocillopora meandrina, 6510 nucleotides long. The record is from the annotation of a GenBank genome assembly. Lineage: Eukaryota; Metazoa; Cnidaria; Anthozoa; Scleractinia; Pocilloporidae.